Molecule: messenger RNA, 1563 nt
Organism: Rubroshorea leprosula
Lineage: Eukaryota; Viridiplantae; Streptophyta; Magnoliopsida; Malvales; Dipterocarpaceae
Source: the annotation of a GenBank genome assembly
AGUCAACAAAAUUGUGGUAAAGAGCCUGAAAGUAGAAGACCAUCUAACUGACCUCGAUGAAACUUUCAACAAUCUCAGGAAGAACAAAAUGCGGUUAAACCCAGCCAAAUGCAUCUUUGGCGUGGAGUCUGGAAAAUUUCUAGGUUUCAUGGUUUCCCGGAGAGGGAUUGAGGUCAAUCCAGAGAAGAUCAGAGCAAUUGCCGAGAUGAAACUGCCGAAGUCAAUGAAAGAUAUACAGAGGUUGACUGGAAGGGUGGUAGCUCUUCAUCGGUUCAUAUCGAAGUCAGCAGAUAAAUGCUUGCCAUUUUUCAAGAUUAUGAGGUCAGUCGCCCAGAAGGAUGAAUCAAAGCCGAAGUGCUCCGGAAGAUUAAUUAAGUGGGCAGUAGAAUUGGGGGAAUUCGAGAUAACAUUUCAGCAGAGAUUUGCAAUCCAAGCUCAAGCACUGGCAGAUUUUAUUGUAGAAUGCACUCCAUGUCAUUCAACCCCUAAUUCAGAGCCCAACAACUGGACCUUAUAUGUUGAUAAGGCAUCUAGUAGCAAGGGUUCAGGAGCUGGCGCUUUCUUGAUUGGUCCAGAUGGAGACCGAAGUGAACAUGCCCUGAAAUUUAACUUCAAUGCAACAAACAACAUGGCUGAGUAUGAAGCUCAGUUACUUUGUCUACAACUAGCAUUGGAGUUGAAAAUCAGCGCAAUCCAAGUGUACAGUGACUCCCAGCUGGUGGUGAAUCAAAUCAAAUCAAUCUGCGAAGUCGUUGAUCCUAUGAUGGUGAAAUAUGUAACCUUAGUGGUUGAGCUGAAGUGCAAAUUUCAGAAAUUCUGUCUGAGCAAAAUUCCCCGAACUAAGAAUGAACAGGCAGAUUCACUCUCUAAGUUUGCCUCUGAUAGCUCUUUAAGUUCUAGAUCAGUUUUUGUGGAGGUCUUAGAUGAAUCAAGCUUUAUGAAGCCACGGAUGAUGGAGAUUAGCACAGACCCAGACACACCGAGCUGGACUAACUCAAUUAUCUCCUUUUUACAAGACAAGAUAAUACUUAAGGACAAGCAGGAAGCAAUGAAGUUGAGGAAGAAAUCAUCUCGGUAUACACUUGUUGAUGGGGUCCUCUAUAAGAGAUCUUUCUCACUCCCUCUUCUACGAUGCUUGAAUUCCUAUGAAGCGGAAUACGCACUUCGGGAGGUGCAUGAAGGUGUCUGCGAAAGUCACAUAGGUGCUCGAACUUUGGCUCAUAAAGUCCUUAAACAAGCAAAAGAACUCACUAAUCUGGUAGCACCCUGGCCAUUUGCUCAGUGGGGGCUUGAUCUUUUAGGUCCAUUUAUGAAAGGGUUCACCUCGGUGUACCACCCGGAAUCUAACGGAAUGGUGGAAUCUGUCAACAAGGUUAUACUCGAGGGGAUAAAACCAAGGUUAGAGCUGCACAAGGCCAGGUGGGCAGACGAGCUCAACAACGUCCUUUGGGCAUACAGAACCACGAGCCGAACUGCCACAAGGCUUGGUUUAUUUGAUUCGCUUUCAUAUUAUUUUACUUCUUCUUCUACGGCUUUACCUUAGAUUAAAUAUGCAUAACAUGU